AUGGCUUCCAAAGGCGCCCGGCGCUUUUUGAAGCCGGCCCUCUACUCCCUGGGAGCUGCCACCGUCGGUGGUGGUGUCCUCUACGCCUCCCUGCGACCCCGCGAAAUCCCCGGCAAUGAAGCCGCCGUCGUCCCCCCGCCUACCUACGGCCCCGGCGGCGUCUUCAGUCCCCCGAACUUCCCCAAGGUCAAGUCGCGCGAGGAGCAGAUCGCCGACCUGAAGAGCAGCUGCGCCCGCAACUUGACCCACGCCCUGGACAAGGCGAAGAAGGGCAUCUCUGGUUUUAUUGGUUCUAACGACUCGGCUUCCACUCGCGACGCGAACGGCGACGACCCCUACGACCUUCUGGUCAUCGGCGGUGGCGCCACUGGUACUGGUAUUGCCCUUGACGCCGCCACCCGCGGUCUGAAGGUUGCAUUGGUCGAACGCGAUGAUUUCUCUUCCGGCACGAGCAGCAAGAGCACCAAGCUCGUGCACGGUGGUGUCAGGUAUCUGGAAAAGGCUGUUUGGGAAUUGGACUACUCGCAGUACAAGCUCGUCGUCGAAGCUCUCCGCGAAAGACGCUACUUCUUGGACACGGCCCCGCAUCUCUCUCAAUGGCUCCCGAUCAUGAUUCCUAUCGACAAGUGGUGGAAGGCCCCGUACUUCUGGGCCGGAACCAAGUUCUACGACUUCCUGGCUGGCUCUGAGAACAUCGAGACCUCGUACUUCCUCACCAAGAGCAAGGCUAUCGACGCCUUCCCCAUGUUGAAGAAGUCCGACCUCGUCGGUGCUCUGGUUUACUACGAUGGUGCUCACAAUGAUUCCCGCAUGAACGUUUCGCUCGCUAUGACGGCUGCUCUGUACGGCGCCACCGUUGUCAACCACAUUGAGGUCACGGGCUUGGAAAAGGACGCCAAUGGCAGACUGAACGGCGCUCGUGUCAAGGACUGCAUUGACGAGUCUAACGGCAAGGUUCCCCAGGAGUUCACCAUUCGCGCCAAGGGUAUCAUCAACGCUACUGGUCCGUUCACCGACUCCAUCCGCAAAAUGGACGAUCCCCAGACCAAAGAAAUCGUUGCUCCCAGCUCUGGUGUCCAUGUCAUCCUCCCUGGUUACUUCAGUCCUUCGAACAUGGGCCUGAUUGAUCCCUCUACCUCUGACGGCCGCGUUAUCUUCUUCCUGCCCUGGCACGGCAACACGAUUGCUGGCACUACCGACGCUCCCACCGAAGUCAAGCAGAACCCCGUUGCUGGCGAGGAGGAGAUCAGCUGGAUUCUGAACGAGAUCAGUGGUUACCUCGCUCCCGAUAUCAACGUGCGCCGCGGUGAUGUACUUGCUGCUUGGUCUGGUAUUCGUCCUCUGGUCCGUGACCCCAAGGCAAAGAAGACUGAGGGACUCGUUCGCAACCAUCUGAUCACCAUCUCCGACGCGGGACUGUUGACCUGCGCUGGUGGCAAGUGGACUACGUACCGUGAAAUGGCUGAACAAACUGUCGACGAGGCUAUCAAGGAAUUCAACCUGCAGCCUAAGCCCCUCGCCAACCCCCCGCGUGUUUCUGGUACCGACGUUAUCGACGAAAAGGCUAUUCUUGACGGAACCUGCCAGACUCAUAGGGUCCGUCUGAUUGGCGCUCAUGGAUACAGCAAGACCUUGUUCAUCAACUUGAUCCAGCACUUCGGCGUUGACACCGACGUUGCUAAGCACCUCUGCACCGCUUACGGCGAUCGCGCCUGGACUGUCUGCGCCCUCGCUGGCCCCACUGAGCAGCGCUACCCUGUUCGCGGCAAGCGCAUCUCCCCGCUCUACCCCUUCAUUGAUGGUGAGGUCCGCUAUGCCGUCCGUCACGAGUACGCUCAGAACGCCGUCGAUGUCAUCGCAAGACGCACCCGUCUGGCUUUCCUGAAUGCCCAGGCUGCUCUUGAGGCUCUGCCCAACGUCAUUGACAUUAUGUCAGCUGAGCUUGGCUGGGACAAGAAGAGGCAAGAUCGCGAGUGGCGGGAUGCCGUCACUUUCCUCGGCAGCAUGGGUCUUCCCAAGGGAAAGCUCAACUUGACCCGCAAGGACGUUGAGCAGGGCAAGGUUGGUAAGUACGUCGACGAGGAGUAUGGUCUUUAUGCUAGGCAUGACAACCCCGCAGAGACUCUGGCCUCCGACUCCAAGUUCCCCUCUGGCCACAACCCGGUCGGGGGCUCUGAGUCGCCGGCCAACAAAUAA
This is a messenger RNA of Lasiodiplodia theobromae, 2196 nucleotides long. RefSeq names its product Glycerol-3-phosphate dehydrogenase. The record is from RefSeq and is a predicted model, not a curated record. Gene Ontology annotation, cellular component: mitochondrion; glycerol-3-phosphate dehydrogenase (FAD) complex. Gene Ontology annotation, molecular function: glycerol-3-phosphate dehydrogenase (quinone) activity. Lineage: Eukaryota; Fungi; Ascomycota; Dothideomycetes; Botryosphaeriales; Botryosphaeriaceae. The transcript has 4 exons. Gene Ontology annotation, biological process: glycerol-3-phosphate metabolic process. The coding region runs from base 1 to 2196 and encodes 731 amino acids.